AUGGCAUCGCUGCUGUGCAACGCCCGGAUCCAGCUCACAGAGACGCUGGAGCAGAUGCAGCAAGGGUCCCUGAUGCGCAAAGUCAAAUCCAAGAGCUGGAAGAAGCAGCGUUACUUCAAGCUGCAGGAGGACUGCAUGACCAUCUGGUACCAGUCCAAGAGGACGGGCAAAACUGAGUCUGCCUUCUCCAUCAGCGAUGUGGAGACGGUGCGGGAAGGGCACCAGUCAGAGGUGCUGCAGAGCCUGGCCGAGGAGUUUCCCCCCGAGCGCUGCUUCACCAUUGUCUUCUACGGCCGCCGGGGCAACCUGGACCUCAUUGCCAGCUCGGCGGAGGAGGCACAGUGCUGGGUCCAGGGCCUGCGCCAGCUCGUCGAGGUGGCCACCAGCAUGGACCAGAGGGAGAAGAUAGACCAAUGGAUUCGUGACUGGUUCCAGAAAGCCGACAAGAAUAAAGAUGGGCGUAUGAACUUCAAGGAGGUGCAGCGUCUCCUCAAGAUGAUGAAUGUGGACAUGAACGAGGAUCAUGCCCUGCGGCUCUUCCAGGCUGCUGACAAGUCGGAGUCAGGGACGCUGGAAGGGGAGGAGUUUGUGCUCUUCUACAAAGCCCUCACACAGCGCGAGGAGGUGCUGAGCCUCUUCCAGGACUUCUCUGAGGAUGGCAAGAAGCUGACACUGCUGGAGCUGGUGGAUUUCCUGCGGGAGGAGCAGCUGGAGGUUGAGCACACGGAGGAGCUGGCCAUGGAGCUCAUCGACAAGUAUGAGCCAUCGGAGACAGCCCGGGCUCGCCACGUGCUGAGUGCUGAUGGGUUCCUCAUGUACCUCUGCUCCCCGGAGGGCUCCAUCUUCAACCCCCAGCACCGGGCACUGUGGCAGGACAUGAGCCAGCCGCUCUGCCACUACUUCAUCUCCUCCUCCCACAACACCUACCUGAUAGAGGACCAGCUCCGGGGCCAGAGCAGCAUCGAGGGCUACAUCAGGGCUCUGAAACGGGGCUGCCGGUGCCUGGAGGUGGAUUGCUGGGAUGGGCCGAACGGGGAGCCCAUGGUGUACCAUGGCCACACCUUCACCUCCAAGAUCCCCUUCCGGGAGGUGGUGAGCACCCUGGGGAAGUACGCCUUCAAGACCUCGGACUACCCAGUAAUCCUGUCCCUGGAGAACCACUGCAGCAUGGAGCAGCAGGAGGUCCUGGCCCAGCAGCUCAAGGCCAUUCUGGGGGAACAGCUCCUCACUGCCACCACUGAUGGGCGCAUCCCCACCCAGCUCCCAUCCCCGGAGGGGAAGAAGAUCGGGCGUCUGGAGGACACACUGGACGGGCCAGGGGAUGAGGUGCCAGAUGUGUCUGAUGAUGACAAUGGGGCAGAGGCGGAGGAGGAGAGGCGGAGGGCAAAGAAGGACAGGGAGAGCCUGGCACAGGCAUUGUCCGACUGCGUCGUCUACUGCAAGAACGUGUCCUUCCGGGGCUUCCAGGAGGCCCGCAGCCAUUCCCGGCCUUCUGAGAUCUCCUCCCUUGCUGAAGCCAAGGCCAGGAAGCUCAUCCGGGACGCAGGCAAUGAGUUUGUCCGCCACAACGCCUGGCAGCUGACACGCAUCUACCCCAGCGGAAUGCGGACCGAUUCCUCCAACUACAACCCCCAGGAGAUGUGGAAUGUGGGGUGCCAGAUCGUGGCCCUGAACUUCCAGACAGCCGGCACGGAGAUGGACCUGUGUGACGGGCUCUUCAGCCAGAAUGGCCGCUGCCCCUUCAUGAGGGAUGAGGAGACUCUCUUCAACCCCAGCGACCCCAGCAGCCGGGAGGGCCCUGGCCCUGUCACCCUGACAAUCCAGGUGAUCAGUGGGCAGCAACUGCCCAAAGUGGCCAACAGCAAGGACGGAGCUGUCAUUGACCCACUGGUGCGUGUGGAGAUCCACGGGGUGCCCGCAGACCAGGCGCACCAGGAGACCAAGUACAUCGAGAACAACGGGUUCAACCCCCGCUGGGAUGAGAUGCUCCAGUUCCAGCUCCAUGUACCCGAGCUGGCCCUUGUCCGCUUCGUGGUGGAGGAUUAUGACAAGACCUCCAGGAACGACUUCGUGGGCCAGUUCACCCUAGCCUUUGCCAACAUCAAACCUGGCUACCGCCAUAUCCAUCUCCUCUCCAAGGAUGGCAUCAGUAUCCCACCCUCUUCACUCUUUGUCCACAUCCGCAUCACUGAGCCGCCAGGGCCUGAGCAGGACUGA
Messenger RNA from Pterocles gutturalis (yellow-throated sandgrouse), 2217 nucleotides. It is a transcript of the gene PLCD4, whose product is annotated as phospholipase C, delta 4. The record is from RefSeq and is a predicted model, not a curated record. The transcript is spliced from 15 exons. Lineage: Eukaryota; Metazoa; Chordata; Aves; Pterocliformes; Pteroclidae. Gene Ontology annotation, biological process: lipid metabolic process; intracellular signal transduction. Gene Ontology annotation, molecular function: phosphatidylinositol-4,5-bisphosphate phospholipase C activity; calcium ion binding. The coding region runs from base 1 to 2217 and encodes 738 amino acids.